Messenger RNA from Argiope bruennichi, 2296 nucleotides. RefSeq names its product WD repeat and SOCS box-containing protein 1-like. Gene Ontology annotation, biological process: intracellular signal transduction. NCBI's taxonomy places the organism in Eukaryota, Metazoa, Arthropoda, Arachnida, Araneae, Araneidae. Gene Ontology annotation, molecular function: protein binding. The transcript is spliced from 9 exons. Bases 377 to 1651 code for a protein of 424 amino acids. The record is from RefSeq and is a predicted model, not a curated record.
UAACGAAUAGCGGAAGAGAAUUGCAGACACACCCGAAAACUGCUGUACUAAACUGCGUUUCAUUCCAAAAAUAAACAUCGGCGUUGAAGAACAGUUUUAGCCGCAGAAUUGAUUUUUCUUAUCUUAUUGCUGCAUUUAAGUAUCUCACUCUUAAAAUUCCUCAUUUGGACUGAAGAAAUAUUUAUUACUCUGAUAUAUAACUUUGUUACAAUCUGAAUUAUGUGUACAUAGUGUUAUUAAUAUCUGCCAUCUUUCAUUUUUCUGAACAUAUAUUUGUACAUAUUACAUUCUCAAGACAUAUCUAGUUAGAACAGAAUAAUCAAAGCCAUUUUGAAGUAGAAUCUUAUUUCCCUUUUGUUUUGUAUAAGUCCAAUUAAUGGCAAAUCUAAGGAACUGCUCUAAAAAUGAAAUAUCAUCGGCUACCAUUAUUACAGAAUUAAUUCCAACUCAUAUAAAUCAGAAGUUACAGACUGCAGGAUCAGAAACUUGGUGUUGUGUCUUUUCUCCAGAUGAAUCAUAUUUUGCUUGGUCUUCUGGAAAUUGUAUUGUCACUCUCAUACCAUGGAACUUUUGUAAACAAACUUUAUUCAAACAUCAGAAAUUCACCGUUCCUUACAAAUCAGAGUUAGGGGUUCUCAUUGACAGUAAGCAUGAAGCAAAUGAUUGCUUUGGUUGUAACACUGUGUCUAUCAACACUGGGCAUUUAGUACGUUCAAUGGCAUUUGGUUUAUCUACAGUGAGUUUGGAGAAACGCUCUUCCCCUCCAUUUUGGUCUCGAUUUAGUUCUUCCAAAGAUCUAGUUCUUGCAACAGGGCAUAUCAAUGGACGUAUUAGAACAUGGGAUGUUUUAACAGGAAAACUAAUUUUAGAGCUCAUAGAUCAUAGUGAUCUGGUAUCGCAUUUAACCUUCAGCCCGGUCGGCAAUUUAGUGCUCAUGUCAUCAUCUUAUGAUGGAUCACUCAAAAUAUGGGACUUGCAUGAAGAUGGAAACAUGUUUCAAACUUUGAAAAUGAACAACAAACCAAUAUAUUCUUGUUGCUGGUCUCCUGAUGCAAAGUCAUUAGUAUCAGUGGGAAUGUGCAAAUUGGUCUAUGUUUGGGAUAUGAAGACUUUAAAAGUGAAAUUUAAGCUCCAAGGUCAUCAACAUGAUGUUGUUGCUUGUUCCUUUUCUCCUGAUGGUUGCCUUAUUGUCUCUGCAUCUUGGGAUACACGAGUUAUAUUAUGGGACUCCUAUAAUGGCAAAAUGCUCAAAACAUUUGGUCAUCUUUAUCCAUCACCUCACCCCAUUUAUGCUUGUGGCGAUAAUGGUACUUGGAUUCGUGAUGUUUCAUUUUCAUCUGAUGGGGCUCAUAUUGCUACUGUAGCUGAUGAUGGAUUCUUAAGGUUUUGGGAUAUCACUUCAGAAAAAAGUCCAGAAGCUAUGGCUCCUAUUGAAAAUUCAUUAUGUUGCACAUUUGCUCCAUCUGGACACAUUCUUGCUGUUGGGAAUAGGCAGGGAUCUGUUUCGUUCUGGAAUGCUUCAAUUUGCAUCAAAUCUCUUCUGUACCUCUCAAGAAUAAGCAUUCGGAAAAUUGUUUCUGCUGAACAUGUGCACAAACUUUCCAUUCCUAAAUGUCUUUUAGACUAUUUGCUUUAUAAAGAACUUGAGUGAUAACCUUUCAUCUAGUCAAAAGUGAUCCCUCAUCUUUUGAUAAAUCAUACAUUUGAAGAAUCUCCCUCUUUACUUGUUUAUUCUUAAUUAAUUUAACUUUAAAAUACCAUCCAUAUGAUAGUUGCUUGGAGAGAAAGUUAUGAUCAAGCCCCCCCCCCUCAAUUAUUUAUUAAUUCUGCACAUUCAGAACAAUUUCAUAUAUUGACUGCAAGUUCUUUAUUCUUAGUAGUUGUUAAAAUGUUAUGGUAUUUGUGCAUAGUUUUUGACAUAUUGAUAUUUGGUCUAUAGACAUAAAUCAUUUUUCUUUUUCUGUAAUAUAAAAUCAUUUCAUUCUAUUUAAAACCAUUUUUUAUAUAAAUAUGAAAAUUUGUAUAUUUCUAUAUUCUUUGUAUGUGAAUGUGAGCACUUGUAUAUUAAAAAUGGUAUUUGUCUGAAUUAUUUUUUACAUUAUACAUUUCUAUAAGUGGAUAAUUUGUUUAUUCACUAUUUUAUGUUAGGAAUUCCAUCACAAAUUAUAAAUUCAUAUUUUGUAUGUAUUGUUUUAAGUGUAUCUUAGACAAAUCUUAUAUGCAGCUGACUGCAUUUAUAGAAAUAUUGAUAUAGAAAAACUAAUAUUUUAAAUUAGUCUUUGCAAGAAACUUAGCU